Messenger RNA from Phytophthora sojae, 1011 nucleotides. RefSeq lists its product as hypothetical. NCBI's taxonomy places the organism in Eukaryota, Oomycota, Peronosporomycetes, Peronosporales, Peronosporaceae. The record is from RefSeq and is a predicted model, not a curated record. The coding region runs from base 1 to 1011 and encodes 336 amino acids. The transcript is spliced from 2 exons.
AUGGGAAACACGGGAAGCAACUGCAUCAACAGAACGAGAAUCGACGUUAGAGGGCCCGGCACGACAGACGCAGUGGUUGUUGCAGUCUACGAUGAAAGCUCAUGUUCGGGGACGCCGGUGAAGCUCACAUUUACGCGUGGGUUCGACUGUAUUGGCGGGUUUCAGGAUCCCGCGAAGUCGGAGUGUGGCCGUGACGGCUCGUCACUCUACUCUGUUUCGAGCUGCACGAGUGACGACUACGAUACUUACACGAUGAACACAUUUGGCAACUUCACGCAGUAUUUAAUCAUGCGAGAAUGGGACAGCUCUGACUGCAAAGGGUAUUCGAACGUGACGGUAUACACUGCAGACGGCUCCUGUCACUCGAAUACGGACGAUGCGACAAGCUUCAAAGUCAUGCUCACCGCUGAGAGCACGGCAGAGAUCACUACGUACAGUGACCAGUACUGUGGCACUAUGGAUUCCAGCACGACAACUGUCGUGUCAAACGAUCUGUCUUGCGUGACCUCUGGAACACCAACUUGCACGAAAGUAUUUGCGGGAGGUACUACACUCUACGAAUACCGUGAGUGCAUCGGCAAAGCUGUGACCCACGCUAACUCAGUAUUCGACGGAGUGCCGUAUCUGGUUAUGGAGAACUAUAUCGAUGGAACAAACUGCGUGGUGAAGAGAGGGGCUGUUGUUUACAAAGCGGACGGAAAAUCCCACCCAAGUUUCACCGACGAUACAUACUUCAAGAUCUCCCCCAGCUUUGGCAACUCGCUGACUAUUGCAACCUACCCGACCUCUUCUUGCAGCGACUUUGACGCGGACUACACCACAGUUGGAACGAAGUACAUCAACACCGACGAGUGCUUUGAUGGCAACACGAAGCUGUACGCCAACAUGACGGCGCUCUCGUUUCCUUCUAAACCAAUUACGGUGGAUGUGGACGCCAUGACCCGCGAGCAGAUCAUGUUUCCAGACUGGCUGUGGGAGCCGCAACCACGUCGGAUAUUCGAAAGCGAUUAA